Messenger RNA from Dermochelys coriacea (leatherback sea turtle), 2127 nucleotides. Its product is annotated as cathelicidin-related peptide Oh-Cath-like. Lineage: Eukaryota; Metazoa; Chordata; Testudines; Dermochelyidae. The record is from RefSeq and is a predicted model, not a curated record. The coding region runs from base 59 to 592 and encodes 177 amino acids. Gene Ontology annotation, molecular function: lipopolysaccharide binding. Gene Ontology annotation, biological process: defense response to Gram-negative bacterium; defense response to Gram-positive bacterium; antimicrobial humoral immune response mediated by antimicrobial peptide. The transcript is spliced from 4 exons. Gene Ontology annotation, cellular component: extracellular region.
UAGAUAUAAAAGGGCUUUCCUCAAGUGGCAGGAUGGCACUCUGCCGGCACUGCCUGCAAUGGGCCGGAGGAUGGAAACCUGCUGCCGGCCCGUCCUGCUGCUGGUCAUUGUGGCCGCAGCAGCCACCGCGGUGCCUUCUCAACACAAGAUGCUGAGCUAUGAAGAGGCCAUUGCCCUGGCUGUCGAUUUCUACAACAAAGGAUCAGGCAUCGACCAUGCCUUCCGGCUCCUUAAAGCCGACCCACAGCCUGAGUGGGACAUGACGUCUAACCCUCAGCAGGAGCUGAAGUUCAUGGUUAAAGAGACCGUGUGCUCGGUGUCCGAGAACCUCCCCAGGACUGAAUGUGACUUCAGAGACAAUGGGGUGGUCAGAGACUGUUCAGGAUUCUUCUCCACCCUGCAGAAGUCACCCAUAGUCCUCAUCAGCUGCAACACUGUGACCCAGGAGCGUACUCACAUCAGGAGGUCCAGGAGCCCAAGACGUAACUGGUGGCGUCGUCGCUGGCACCUGCCUGGCUCCUACACACUCAUCUCCCAUUUCGGAAGCAAAGGCAAAGGCAAAGGCAAAGGCAGUGGAUUACAAGUGGCCUGAGGGGAAGAGGCCUGGGAAUCCACACAGCCGCUUCUGCGACUCUUGCUUUGUUGCUCUGUUCCUUCCGUUUCUGGUCUUAGUUUACUCCUGACACCAUGUCGUUCUUCUGUACCAAAUGUGGACUGGAUACAGAGCUUCCUUAUACCCACCAGAUAUGUUCAUCAUAUGCCACACAACAUCAGAACUACAGUCUAGCUAGGCCAGUGUCCUGCCUCACACAGUGACUAGUUUCUCACGAUGGCACAAGGAGGAAAGACGUUUCAAACAUUGUCUCAUUUUCCAUCUCUUCCUUGGGUUGGUUUUAAAUGGCAUGUGUCCUUUCCUAAACAAAAAGAAAAGGAGUACUUGUGGCACCUUAGAGACUAACAAAUUUAUUAGAGCAUAAGCUUUCGUGAGCUAAUGCAUCCGAUGAAGUGAGCUGUAGCUCACGAAAGCUUAUGCUCUAAUAAAUUUGUUAGUCUCUAAGGUGCCACAAGUACUCCUUUUCUUUUUGCGAAUACAGACUAACACGGCUGCUACUCUGAAACCUUUCCUAAACAAGUGAUUUAACACAGCCGGGCGACACAGGGGUGGGCCUUCAAGUAACAUUCGUCCCUGGGUCUCCUGCCCAACUUUGUGAAUCCAGGGAUGCCCAGCACAAGGGAAAGCACUUUGGGCUCUGAAGCCAGUAGAGACACAUGAGGAGCUGGGGUGGAAAGAGCUGGGAAUGGGGCUCCUGCAUCACAGCUGGUGGGUCGGUACAAGUGACAGGUGCUCCAGAACUGCAGAUUGAUGCAUUAAUCUAGAUAGGAAGAUGGUUAAAACACUCACUGUGUAUGGGCCUGAUCCAAAGCCCAUUGAAGCCAGUAGGCGUCUUUUCAUUGACUUCAGUGGGUUUUGGGUGAGGCUUGCAGCUCCCACUUCCCUUUGCCUUUUGUGGGUGAGAAGCUCCGGACUUCACCUGGUCUGUCCCAGUGGCAGAGCAAUCUUUGCAGCACUGAAGGCCCUAUACCAUUGACAAGAACCCCAAGGCAAUGUAAAAAGGAAGUAGAUGCUGAAAUUUCCCCUGUGAUCAGGGGAGACAGAGACAGUAUUUGGCACUGCAUCAGGCUUCCCAGUCUCCCCUUAACCUUUGGCAGGGGGCCCUAGAUACAUACUGGCCUCAGUGCUGCAUUUGGGGGUGGGGAGAGUUCAUCUCCUCUGAAGUUGUAGUUUAGUACAAUUACAUCCAAAGACUCUAUUAUAGUCUACUGAGGUCUCAAUGCAUAUGAAGAUUCCUGUACCCCAUUGCCUCACCUGAAUGUUGUUGGUUUAGGCUGUGAACUCUCUGGGGCAGAGACACUGUCUCCCUAUCUGCACGCUGUUAGCAUGGUAUGAAUACAUUCCAAUAACCAUCUGAUCUAUUUGACCUGGCUGAAGAAGGAGUAUUUUUCCUUGCAGCUAUCCAAGAGAAAUACAUUCAGUGAGGUGUCUAUGCUCAGCUACCCAUCUGUCAUGUAACUUUGAAGGAUUAGGGCCCACUUAUGGAAAGCAAUAAAACAUGAGCCUAAAGUCGA